Strongylocentrotus purpuratus (purple sea urchin) is the source of this 1151-nucleotide messenger RNA. Its product is annotated as deleted in malignant brain tumors 1 protein. Bases 1 to 954 code for a protein of 317 amino acids. The transcript has 4 exons. NCBI's taxonomy places the organism in Eukaryota, Metazoa, Echinodermata, Echinoidea, Camarodonta, Strongylocentrotidae. Gene Ontology annotation, cellular component: membrane. The record is from RefSeq and is a predicted model, not a curated record.
AUGACACUACCCUACUAUUGGGCACCUUAUAGUGUACGACUUGUGAAUGGUCCAUCGCCCCGUGAAGGAAGAGUAGAGAUUUGGUACAAUGACCAAUGGAACACUAUCUGUGAUGAUAACUGGAACUAUGAUGAAGCAGAGAUUGUUUGUCGUCAGCUUGGCUAUGGCACUGAUAAUGUAACACCAAGGAGUUUAGCCUACUAUGGUGAAGGAUCCGGACCGAUUCAACGAGUCGAGUGCUGGGGUUGGGAGGAUAGCUGGGAAUCCUGUACUUUGUCUUCAGGGAAUUCCUCGUGUGGCCAUUAUGAGGAUGCAGGAGUAAGAUGCGGGAUUGACAUUUCCACAACGACCGUAGAUCCAUUCCAAUGGCUAACGACAACCACAAGCUACUACGAUGGGAUCUAUGAUGUACGUCUCGUGAACGGUCCAUCGCCCAGUGAAGGAAGAGUAGAGAUUUUAUACAAUGGCCAAUGGAACACUAUCUGUGAUGAUUACUGGAAUCCUGAAACAGCGGCGGUUGUAUGUCGUCAGCUUGGCUAUAGCACCGAUAAUGUCGUGGCAAGGAGUUCAGCCUUCUAUGGUCAAGGAUCAGGAUCGAUUCAACAAGUCCAGUGCUCUGGUUGGGAGUAUACCUUGGCGUCCUGUACUCUGUCUUCAGGGGAUUCUAUAUGUGGCCAUUUUGAGGAUGCAGGAGUAAGAUGCGGUUACACAACAAUAUCAGGAACAUCAGGAGCAUCUCCUCGGGUAAUCGGAUCGAUGUCAUUCGUCGGAGUGUCCUUGUUUCUCCUAACCAUCAUCGCUAUAGUUGCUGUUGUGUUCGUGUGCAAUCAACAGAAGGCUUCUCCUUCGGCAGCUAUGGGAGUUCAGUUAUCUUCUCUUACCACUCAACCUGCACCUCAACCAGCAUCAACCACGCCCAUGCCUGCACCCGUCUGUGUCGAUGUACCUGUUUAGAGGGUGGACGGAAACCCAAGUCAGUUUGUUAGAAUCCACCUGUCAUUCUUUAGGUGUGCCUCACUCGGAUCGACCUCACAUUCUACUUUCUUUUUUUCUUAAUCCAUGCUAUCCAUUUCCUAUAUCUUCAUCUGCAUCCACCUCUUCUUCCUUUUCUUCGUGUUAUUAUUAGUAGUAGUAGUAGUAAUAGUAGUAGU